Messenger RNA from Equus caballus (horse), 9547 nucleotides. The record is from RefSeq and is a predicted model, not a curated record. NCBI's taxonomy places the organism in Eukaryota, Metazoa, Chordata, Mammalia, Perissodactyla, Equidae.
AGCUUGUGGAAUUGUGUCAUUUCUGGAUGUGGCCACUGGCUCAGCUCCCUGAAAGUCUGCCCUCCUUCAUGGGAAAUUUGGCCCCGUCUAGAUAUGGGCUAUACAUGGAGAAGGAGGAGAGUAUCAGUGUGUGUAUAACUACUUCUAUAAAUUUUGCAUGAUUUAUUUAUUGACAUUUACGUAUCCAAAUGAAUACAUAGUAAUAAUUACAACCAUAGCUAACACUUUUUGAGCACUGAUUAUGGGGCAGGCAUUUUUCUGAAUGCUUUCCAUAUAGUAACAUGUUUAAUCCUUGCAGCAAUCCUGUGAGAAAGAUGUUAUUAUUAGCUCCAUUUUACAGAUAAGAAAACUGAGUUGAGCCAGGUAAAAUAACUUGCCUAAAGUCCUACAGCUGACAAGGGGUGGAGCCAGGAUUUAAAUCCAGUCAGUUGAGCUUCCUAGACCAUGCUCUUAACCCACCCUACACUGCCUCUUUUCUGCAGUAUUUAUAGUUUGGUGAUCUAGGCAUAAAAAGCAUUUAGUGAAGGGACAUUAUCCAAGUUAGCAUCAUCCACAGAAUAAGGAGGCAGUAAGUGUCCAGUAGUUAGAAGAGGUGAUGAUGCUGAUGGUGGCAGCUGUAACUACACCAAAGUUGAGCAAACGUUGUUGGGUUUUACCAUUUGGGAUUUAGAGACAGUGUCUUGUGUUGGAACCACAGCUUUGCUGCUUACUGUGUGACCUCAGUCACGUUACUUAACCUCUCUGAUUCUUUUCUGUAAAAUGCAGACAAUGCUAACCACAUCAUUGCAGGGAGAUGGGUCUGUGAGGAUUAAAUAAUACAAUUUACAAAAAGCAUCAAGCAUAGCCUCAGACGUAUAGUAAGUGUUCAAUAAAAGUGACCUUUAUUUUUUAGCCAUUUGGCCUAUUCUCAGUGCAUAAAUAAUCCAAGAUAAUUACUUGCAUUUCCAAAGAAAUUAAAGAUGAAACCACAUCCAGAUUAGAUCUAUACUUUUCAGUUAGUCCUGAGUUCUUCCUUUUCCAGCUAGUCAGGCCUGGCUUUUGUUCAAGUCCUGGUUAGCUUUUGACCUACAAGUAAGCUACCCUAAUUUCCAUAACUGGAAUUUCCGCCUUCCUCUGGAGGGUCAUGUCGGCCGGCCGGACUCACCCAGUCUAUGUGACAGCCUUCAGGGGCACUAAUCAGGACCUCUGUGUGGAGCCUGCGAGGAGCUCCUCUCAGCUCUGCCCUUCUCCUCUCUCCUGCUGCCUGCUCCUGAUGCAAAAGCUGGGUGUACCUUGUGCAUUACAGCUACCCCGUCCCCCCAGAGUGCCUCCCGCUGGGGAAUGUGGCAGAGGAUCUGGAUAUAAUUGAUAGAAGCAGCUGGCACAGGCACUUCCUACAAAGGCAUUGGCUCCAGUGGGCGUGUUGGUCAAUUUAGACAGUUUCCAAAAUCCCUAACGUGGAGGAUAUUUAUUUAUUUUUCCUCUCUACUGGGAAUGUGGAGAGGACCUUCCUGAGCAUCCCAGGAAAUCCACAGUGUGACAUUCCAGUCUUUGCAGAUGAGAACAUGCCCCACUGACAAUGCCAUCCUCAGCCCUGAUUUUAAGCGACAGUCUGGGCGAGAUUAAAUGGAGGUUUAUCUUUGAGUGACCGGAGUUAUUUUUGUUUUCGUCAGCUGGGACUAUUGUAAUUAAUGCUAAGACAUUGGCGGGAACAAGGCUUUUAUUAUAAUUCGAGGGUGAGGAUGGCUUUGACUGACCUUUCUCCUGCUGGAGUUUCAGUGUUUUAGUAUGUGCUGCUUGCGCUGGAAAGAAUUUAUAAUCACAGGCUGUCAAAGACAGCCAUUGUUCUCACGGCUCUGAACAUGUGGGUCAGCCACAAGUGCUUUCAGCUCCCCCAGCGCCAAGAGCUGGCCGAGAGCGAGAGCGAGAGCAUGCCUGGAUUCUUCUGAGGCAUCAGGAAAAGCAUUUUGCAUAUUUUUCAUUGCCGUUUUUUUUUUUUUUUAACUUUUUGCUUCAGAAAGACAGCUUCCUUUCAGAGCAGACAUUUCCCUUCAAGGUAGCAGGAGAUGGAAGCAUGCUCCUCCAGGAUUUCACGGAACUGAUUCUGCUGCAAAAACAAAUGCUGUGUGCAUUUGCCAGAUAGCAUACCCAGGAGCAGUCGCCGGCUGACCUAGGGGCUGGGUCCCACAAAAGACAUGCAGUUAUGGAUUCCGAGAGACGGGUCAAGGAGACGGAUGACAUUGAGAGUCCUAAACGUAGCAUCCGAGACAGUGGCUACAUUGAUUGCUGGGACUCGGAGCGCAGCGACUCCCUCUCUCCCCCUCGGCACGGCAGAGAUGAUUCCUUCGACAGCCUGGACUCCUUCGGCUCACGUUCCCGGCAGACGCCUUCGCCAGAUGUAGUCCUCAGGGGAAGCAGCGAUGGGAGAGGAAGUGACUCUGAAUCUGACUUGCCACAUCGGAAGUUGCCAGAUGUGAAGAAGGAUGACAUGUCUGCGAGGCGGACUUCCCAUGGUGAGCCGAAAUCAGCCGUGCCUUUUAACCAGUACCUCCCGAACAAAAGCAAUCAGACGGCAUAUGUCCCCGCUCCUCUGAGAAAGAAGAAAGCAGAGCGAGAGGAAUAUCGGAAGAGCUGGAGUACCGCCACCUCCCCCCUGGGUGGGGAGAGGCCUUUCAGCUAUCCUGAAACAAUAGAGGAAGAGGGAAGUGAAGUGGGGUCUUGUGAAGAGAACCCCGUCGUCCAGAUGGAUCCUGGUGGGAAGUCUUCUGAUGGUGGGUUAGAGUUACCCACUAGCAGUGGUAAGGAGCAGCCUUCUCCAGAGGCGGCGGUGGUGGCACCAGCUCCCAAGUCUGAAGAAAAAGAUGCUGCUGAGAUCCAAAAGCGCAGAAGGCUAGAGCAAGCUGGAAUCAAGGUCAUGCCAGCAGCACAGCGCUUUGCCAGUCAAAAGCAAUUAAGUGAUGAGAAAGAAGCCGUUCGCGAUAUUAUCCUUCGCAAAGAAAACCCUUUCCUGACCCACCAACACGGCAAAGAUUCGGAGUCAGAAGAUGAAGCUGCACGUCGACUGCCUGAUCUUGAGAAAGAUGACUUUGCUGCAAGAAGAGCAAGGAUGAACCAGACCAAGCCAAUGGUGCCACUGAAUCAACUCCUCUAUGGGCCCUACCCAAAAAAAGAGGUGAAGAAAUCAGAUGGCAGCAGACAACUCUCAAAGGGAACCUCAGAAAAGAAAAGUCUAGAAUAUAAAAGAAGUCAGGGCCAAACAGAAGAGGUGAAGUCGAUGGUGACCUGUAUUAUGCGGGCUCAGGAGAGUGAACCUGCGGAAGAGGGACUCAGGAAGGUGCCAGAUCUUUACAAGGAUGACCUGGCGCAGCGGAGAAUUCAGGGCAGCCUUGCCCCUCACCGUGAGGCCCCGAGCUUUGUCACAGUCUCCAAAAUAACAGAAGCCGACUUGGAGACGUGGGAGAGACUGAAAGUGUCAGGAAAGACGAGGGAUGGAGGUUUUGAGCACAUCUGUGCCCCUGAACCUUCACCAGAAAUUAAAGCAGAGACUGCCAUCCGUGAUGACUUUGCCAGCCGCAAAGCAAGGGCCUAUAAGACAGCUGCCAGCCCCAGGCAGAAGUUUGUGCACUUUGGACCAGUAACAGAGAUAGAUCAGCAGAAAUGGAAGCGUCUCAGCAUUGGCAAGGCCGGGCCUAGGGAGGAUGCAGAAGUCAUCAGUCAUGGCAGCAAGAUUCAACCUUACUCUGUGUCCUCCGCCGCAGCGGCCACGUCUAGCUUAGAGGAAGACCGAACACUUAAUCCACAAAAUGACCUCAGAAUAGUGACUUCUGGCAUAGAUGACUAUUGCAAAAGGGUCUCACGGCUGGCUCCUGUGCUGGAGUCCCAGGAGGAACAUGUCUGCAGUUUGGGCGAGGGCCCACCAGAGGAAGUUACAUGCAAACAGCUGCCACAGGACAGCAAAGAAGAGAAUGAAGGAGUUGCUCAAAGAGAUUCUGAGAUGCUGCCAAAGGCUGAGAGAUCUGAGGAGAGCAGCCAGCCACUUUCGUGUCCUCUGGCCUCUGAAUGCGAGGCUUCGGAGAAAGAAGAGAGCUCAGAGAAGGUGACAGCUCCUGCCUGGAGUGGCAGUGGACUAAGAGGCCAAAGAAAGUUGUAUGAUUCACAAAAAGAUGACAUGAUGGCCAGGAGAACUGGCAUGUCUUUUAGACACACUGGAUCCAACCCAAACCAGUUCCUUCCGGUUCCAUUUGCAAAGCGACAAGAUGUGGAAGAAUCUGCCAAAGUUCCACCAAUGAAAGAUAAGAGAUACGGUCUGAGAACUCCUGUGUCUGAUGACGCAGAGAGCACGAGUAUGUUUGACAUGCGGUGUGAGGAGGAGGCCGCGGUGCAGCCGCACAGCAGGGCCCGCCAGGAGCAGCUGCAGCUGAUAAAUAACCAGCUGCGGGAAGAGGACGACAAAUGGCAAGAUGACCUGGCUCGUUGGAAGAGCCGUAGAAGAAGUGCUUCUCAGGACUUAAUCAAGAAAGAGGAAGAAAGGAAAAAAAUGGAGAAAUUACUGGCUGGCGAGGAUGGGACAAGGGAACGAAGGAAAAGCAUCAAAACCUACAGAGAAAUUGUUCAAGAAAAAGAGCGGAGAGAGAGGGAGUUGCAUGAGGCGUAUAAGAACGCACGGUCCCAGGAGGAGGCUGAGGGGAUCCUUCAGCAGUACAUCGAGAGGUUCACCAUCAGUGAGGCUGUUCUUGAACGCUUGGAGAUGCCAAAAAUUCUGGAAAGAAGCCAUUCAACAGAGCCAAACUUAUCCUCCUUCGUGGACGACCCCAACCCCAUGAAAUACCUGCGGCAACAGUCACUGCCUCCACCUAAAUUCACUGCCACUGUGGAAACCACCAUCACUCGUCCCAGCGUUCUGGAUACCAGCAUGUCAGCAGGCAGUGGGUCUCCAAGCAAAACUGUAACUCCCAAAGCAGUGCCUAUGCUGACGCCCAAGCCUUACUCCCAGCCCAAAAACUCUCAAGAGGUUCUGAAGACCUUUAAGGUAGAUGGGAAAUUCAACAUGAAUGGAGAAAUGGUUCAUGGCGAUGAGGAGGAGAAGGAAAGAGAGUGUCCCACAGUGGAGCUGGCCCCCUCGUUAACCAAAUCCCAGAUGUUUGAAGGUGUGGCCAAAGUGCAUGGGUCCCCCGUGGAGCUGAAACAAGACAGCAAUAGCAUCGAGAUCAACAUAAAGAAGCCAAAUUCUGUUCCCCAAGAACUGAUGGCAACCACUGAGGAAACUGAACUGAACAGUCAAGAAGAUGAGAAUGAUGGUGAAAAAACAGAAAAAGGGAAUACAGAACUUGCCUCAUCAGAGCCACAGCAUUUUACAACCACUGUGACUCGAUCCAGCCCGACUGUGGCCUUUGUGGAGUUUCCCUCCAGCCCCCAGCCGAAGAACGACGUGCCAGAAGAAAAAGACCAGAAGAAACUGGAAAAUGAAAUGAGCGGAAAGGUGGAAUUGGUGCUGUCACAAAAGGUGGUAAAGCCAAAAUCUCCAGAGCCAGAAGCAACCCUGACGUUUCCAUUUCUGGACAAAAUGCCUGAAACCAACCAAUUGCAUUUGCCAAAUCUCAAUUCUCAAGAGUCGCCUGGCAUUGCCAGCGUUCCGCUUAGAGUUCAGAACUCUUGGCGACGUUCCCAGUUUUUCUCCCAGUCAGUGGAUUCUCCAGGCAGUGAAAAGUCCCCUGUAACUACACCUCAGUUUAAGUUCUGGGCAUGGGACCCAGAAGAGGAGCGCAGGCGACAGGAAAAAUGGCAACAGGAGCAGGAACGUUUGCUCCAGGAGAGAUACCAGAAGGAGCAGGACAAGCUGAAAGAAGAAUGGGAAAAGGCCCAAAAGGAGGUGGAAGAGGAAGAACGCAGAUACUAUGAGGAGGAGCGCAAGAUAAUUGAAGACACUGUGGUUCCAUUUACUAUUUCUUCAAAUUCUGCAGACCAGUUGUCUACAUCCUCCUCCAUGACUGAAGCCAGUGGGACAGUGAAUAAGAUGGACUUGGAAAACUGUCGAGAGGAAGAAGAGACAAGACAGAAGAAACCAUUCCAGGAGGACAACAAUGAUUUAUUGCUUAAGACUAGAGAAGGUGAUCCAGUGGAGGAAAAGGGCAGCCUAACUCAAGGGGCCUUGACUCAUUCUGAGAACCCCGGAUCAAAAGGAAUCCAUCAGGGUGAUCAGUGGGAUGCAGAAGCUGGGGCCCCACCCUGUGGGGUGAACCCACAGCUAGCUCAGGAUCCAUCCCAGAAUCAGCAGGUAUCAAACCCACCGAUGCACGUUCUAGAAGAUGUGAAGCCAAAAACUCUCCCAUUGGAUAAAAGCAUUAACCAUCAGAUUGAGUCUCCAAGUGAAAGGCGGAAGAAAAGCCCUCGAGAGAACUUCCAGGCGGGCCACUUGUCCCCCUGUUCUCACACCCCUCCUGGCCAGUCACCAACCAGGUCUAUAAGUGGGAAGAAACUGUGCUCUUCCUGUGGGCUUCCUUUGGGGAAAGGAGCUGCAAUGAUCAUUGAGACCCUCAAUCUCUAUUUUCACAUCCAGUGCUUUAGGUGUGGAAUUUGUAAAGGACAGCUUGGAGAUGCAGUCAGUGGGACAGACGUUAGGAUUCGAAAUGGUCUUCUAAACUGUAAUGAUUGCUACAUGCGAUCCAGAAGUGCUGGCCAACCCACAACGUUGUGACUUGGUUUUCAAGCUUCCAGAUCACUCACCAUUUCUUUAUUGAGAGUGUCCUCUGGCAAUCGUUUAACAAAAUCCCAACUUCAGGGACUUCUCAUUAUUCAUCAUCUAAUUUCUGAAAGGCUAUUCUAAAAGAUGGUAUCUGUUCUUUUGUAGCACAGUGUUUGUUUUGUUUUUCCUGGUUUUUUUUUUUUUUUUUUGCAUUUGCACAGUAUAUACAAAAGAAUAUUGAAUUGUAAUGGUCCUGAAUAGUUCAAAAAAGGUCUUAGCAUGGUCAAACAGGCUUACGGUUUAAAAAGUGUUAUUCUCUUCUUUGGGGAUUAAUGAGAUAAAUGAUGCAAUGAAUCUGUUUUGUUUUAGUAUUUCUAGGAAUUAAACACUUUAUGUUUACAGAAUCGAGCCGCAGAAAGUGCAAGACAUGCCAAUUUGAGACGUGGUCUUCUAAGACAGGAGCAUACAAUUAAUGCAUUUCAGAAACUAAAAAUCACACCAUAUAGCACUGAGCUAUAACUUGUUUUUAAUGCAAAGUUGCUAGUCUGAUAAUAUAUACUGUAAUCCUGAAACAUUUGUGUUACUUACCUUUUGAAGUAGAAAUCAUACCAAUAAAUUAUUGCACCGUUAGUAUUAGAUUUUGUGUACUUUGGAAGUUAUGUCAUUAAUAUAGGCUGGUCUGUCAAAUAAAGAGAACCCUUGCAAUAUUGGCGAGACUUACACUCUGGGACGUUGCCCAAGGGUAGGAAGAAACCAGAGGGAAAUAUUUCAGUCAUCAUUUCCAAAGUUAUUACCAAAAUCUAUGAGGAAGUUUCAUCUUCAAAAGACUGGUGGGUUGAUGAUAGCCAUGAGGGCUUCGUUUCUUGCUUCUCUUCAGGCUCUAGAUUCAAUAAGAGACUUAACAUGAGGCACGUGGAAGCUCCCGUCGAGAUAAGUCCAUCAUUAGGUGUGACCACUGCUCACCCUUGCCUACAAAGUUCUCCUUGAGGGCCUGAAGCACAGGUGUCUAAAGAAAAGUACUAAGUCCAUCCUAAUAGAAUCCAAAUGCAACAAGAUGUGAUAAGCCACUGGUGUGUGAUCAGCAAGAACCAACAGCUCACACUGUGCCCUGCCCACUCUAACAGAUAUCUGCUCUCCUUCAUUCUCCUCCAUCACCAACUCUCUGUACUAUCAGGAACUCUGGACCUUGCUCGUGGAGAAGUUUAGAGAGGAACUCUUGUGGAGAACUGGUUUAUUUUUUUGUCCUGUGUGAUGAGUUUCAGCAGGCCAAGAAAGGAGUCAAGUUACUAAAAAGCAUCACAUUUUAGAUCUCCAGGCCGUUUUUUCUGUAAGACUGGGGAAAGGAGAACGAUUUAUUCUGCCUUAAAACGAUGGCAAAUAAGUGAAGAUGACAUUUUUGUGAAUGUAGACUAUGAAUAUACUCCUAAUAGGUUAAAGUAGUCAUAAAAGGAGAUUGAGUAGAUGUUUUUCUGUUGUUAUGUAAGCAAUAAUUUUUUUCUGUGUCUUAUUGAGUAUGGCUAGCAAUUAUUUAUUUACAUGCUAGACGAUUCUCUGCAUGCGGGUUCCAUGUAAGUGCAGAAAUUUCCUCAGCCCCCGGCGGUAUUUGAUCAUUUUGUCAUUUGGAUGAGCUGUUGUUAGACUGAAAUUUACACAUCACUUCAUUAAAAAUUGUGCCUUAGAAAACGCGAAGCUGUUGCACAUAGCCAGUGAUGAAUUGUGGAUGCAGAACAUUGAGGAAAGAUGAAGUCACUUCCAAAUCCCAAGACUUCUCAUAGAGGUGUUUGCUGUUUUACAGGAGAAAAAAUGUUGAAAAAAUAAAAAUAAAAAUAGAAAAAAUUAAAAAGAAAAAAGUUUUGAAAAUGUACAGAUUAAGUCCAAUAUUUUGAUUAAGCACCUGCAUGUUUUAUUAAAUAUUUUGAUAAUGUGGAUGUUUACACUUUGCAUGAUAUUAGCAGAGUACUUUACCACAAAUAAUGCACAAAACAUGUACAAUAGGAUCAUUCAUAACCGAUUUUUAUAGAACACUUUUUACACGUGGAACUCCAUCCGUUAUGUAAGGAUUAUAUGAAUAUUGCACAUUCUCUUCUGGUUUCACAAACCCAUUUAUACAUAUUUCUUAGGGAGACUCAUUGUACAUGUAUUGAAGCUAGAAUCCAGUCAAGAAAAAUAAAGCCCUAUUCUCCAACUGCAAAACGUGCUUUCCCAUAAUGAACAAUAGUCACCAGCACAGAAUAAUCUCCAACAUUUUCUAAAUUCUAAUUGCCAACUGUUUCUAUUUAUAUUUGAUUUAUAUUUCAUUUGGAGUCUGUUACAUGGCAGCUUGGGCAGACUAGAUCUUGUUUUUUCCAAUGCAGCAUAAUGAGUAUGAUCUAUUUCUUUGCAAAUAAUCUUUGAGAUCCUAGGGGGAAAAAAAUGCUCUGCUCUGUUCAGCUACAAUGUAAAUGUGUUUGUUUAAAAAACAGAUAAGGCAACUCAGUGAUUUAUUGUUCCUGAGGAAAUAUAUCUGAUUUUUUCCCUCAUACUCCAAAAGCCAGUCCCUUCUCUUUUUUAAGAAAAAAUGGGUAACUCUUUGUUUUUCACUAGCAAACUUUCAUGACAUUUCCUCAUUCUUUCUAUGUAGUGUUAUUAAUGCAAUACGUAGUAUAGUUAUCGAUACACAGUCUAAGACUUAACGAACUGAAAUGAUCCACCUCCCAUGUGAGUCCGUCCGAAAGAUGUUACCGUUCUGGGUGGGCCAAUGUUCUAUGUCAGUUACACUAACCUUCAUUUAAAAUAUUUAUUCUAAAAUGCCUCUGAUAAAUAGUAAAAAAAUAAAAAUAAAAAGUUGUCUAAAAUGCAACAGCUUUUAUAGUAAAUGUACAUUUAUAAAUAAAAUACUCAAAUCAA